AUGUGCUCCCGCCAGGACAGGGACCAGUGCCACAGCCAGGAGCGCUACACCCGCCAGAGCAGCGGUGGAUGUCACAGCAGCGGUGGCGGUGGCUGCCAUAGCUCCGGCGGUGGUGGUGGAUGCCAUAGCUCCGGCGGCGGUGGCGGCUGUCACAGCUCCGGCGGCGGUGGUGGCUGUCACAGCUCCGGCGGUGGUGGCGGCUGUCACAGCUCCGGUGGUGGCGGCUGCCACAGCUCCGGUGGGUCCAGCUGCCACAGGACGCCACAGAUGCAGGUCCCGCAGCAGCAGCAGCAGCAACAGCAGCAGAUCCACCAGCUGCCCUCGCAGAAGAUGAAGUGA
Molecule: messenger RNA, 339 nt
Organism: Falco peregrinus (peregrine falcon)
Lineage: Eukaryota; Metazoa; Chordata; Aves; Falconiformes; Falconidae
Product: loricrin-like
Exons: 1
Coding region: 1-339 (112 amino acids)
Source: RefSeq, a predicted model, not a curated record